Molecule: messenger RNA, 450 nt
Organism: Miscanthus lutarioriparius
Lineage: Eukaryota; Viridiplantae; Streptophyta; Magnoliopsida; Poales; Poaceae
Source: the annotation of a GenBank genome assembly
AUGGCGGUCUCCUCCAUCAGCUGCUCCCUCAGACCUCCAGCUCCCGUCAGAGAAGCUUCCGCUCGCCUGACGCAGCUGUCGCCGCCGUCGACGACGCCGUGGGCGGACGGGCUACGGCGGGCGUGCGUGGCGGCCGCGGCGUCGUGCGUCGUGAUCGGGGCGGCCAGCGGCGGCGACGUGGCGUCGUCGUCGAUGCCACGCGACACCGCCGUUCUGGCUGUGGACGCGCGGCCGGCGGCGGCCCCGCGGUGGAGCGACCGCAGGGAGUGCCCGCCGUGGCGCGCCAACUCGCUGGAGAACAUCGUGCCGGAGAACCUGCCCCGCCCGUCGGCGCGCCGGAGGUUCAACAGCGUCAAGCGGGCGCCGCGGAAGGCCCCCGCGCUCGGGCCUCAAGCGGUGGCGCCGUUCCUGGCGCUGCCAUACGGCGUGGACGACUGCUUCACCCUCUAG